Messenger RNA from Aspergillus costaricaensis CBS 115574, 971 nucleotides. RefSeq lists its product as uncharacterized. The coding region runs from base 130 to 813 and encodes 227 amino acids. The record is from RefSeq and is a predicted model, not a curated record. The transcript is spliced from 2 exons. NCBI's taxonomy places the organism in Eukaryota, Fungi, Ascomycota, Eurotiomycetes, Eurotiales, Aspergillaceae.
GCCGUUUGGCUUUACUUUCCUCCCCUUGCUGGGAACUGUCGUGGGACUUGCGAUCGAUAUGGGUACAAUCUGGCUUGGUUGGGAUAACCGGUCUGGCGGUGACUGAUCGACUCCCGGAGUUGACUUUCGAUGGCCACGAUACUAUAUAUGAUUUACCCUCCGAAUGCAGCAAUUCAGAGUUCUGCAGGAGACACCGUAGAACUCUUAUUCGGUGGGAGGAUCGAUUGGCACCAACGCCAUGUUGUCUCCUGCCGUUUUCAGACGGUCUCCUUUUCACAUGGAGGAUGUGUGUGUCUUCCAGCAAAGUUGUUUGUCAGUUGUUUCACUCUCUUUCCGGCCGCAUCCACUUCAUGUCUCCGCCGCCAUAACUUCGGUCAAAAGCGAUGUCACCUGUUUCCUCGGCUAAUCUAUCGUUAUUGCUGGCGCGGAACUCAUGAUAUUGUCACUCGGUCAUAUCCGCUUUCAGGCCCCAGUCCAUGGGCUCACCUGGAUUUUAGAACAAGUAUAUUGCUCGAGCUAGUGGCGUCUUGCUUUGACCCAUUGAUUCUCUUCUUGGCCGAGUUAUUUGCUUUUGGCCCGAGGCUGUCCUGCAAGCCCAGCGUUGUGUGUAUGGGAAAUGGCUCCGCGAGACCACAUACCUUAAUCAAAGACUUCUUGGUAAGAUUUGAUCACACUCAGCCACGCCCCCCUCCCAUACCGGCCCCCCUUUCUUCCAUGAAUAACCUCUUUGCUUUUCUCGGACAUAUGGAUGCAGACCGCAUGGGUCUUGUCCACUCGGAGACUGACAGGUCAGACGACGCUGGGGGGAAGUAAUUUCUUAUCGCGCAGUUCCGUGCCGUCUUCGAGAACUUGGGGAUGUUUUGUUUUUGACUGGAAUCUCCUGACGAUCAGGGUUGUUGCAUUUGAUUCAAAUAUGCCCCCAUUCCCUCAUUUCUUCCCGGAAUGCUGAGUCGAUUGUCUACGCCCUGAGA